Messenger RNA from Spea bombifrons (plains spadefoot toad), 4458 nucleotides. RefSeq names its product EH domain binding protein 1 (gene EHBP1). Gene Ontology annotation, molecular function: protein binding. Bases 486 to 4160 code for a protein of 1224 amino acids. The transcript is spliced from 25 exons. Lineage: Eukaryota; Metazoa; Chordata; Amphibia; Anura; Pelobatidae. The record is from RefSeq and is a predicted model, not a curated record.
UGUGCUGGAGUUCAGGGCCGGGGGCAGCCGCUGCUCCUGUCUGUGCAGUAAACACCAGUGGGGCCUGCGCGGUGUGUGUGGGUGCACUGGCUCAGGGCAUUUAAUCCCCCCUCUGCUAGUAUGGGUGAUCCACAUUAAGGGUCAGGGCUGCUGCUACUGCCGCCGCGGGUGUUGCUGCCGCCGACAAGGAUUAAAUGCCCCAGUGGACAGGGGAGUUACAGCUAUUGAGAUUCCACGUCAUUUGGCCUGGGAGGAGGGCUGACGUUCCGUGCACCAGGGACUUCCUUUCACUCAGCCAUGCAGGAGACUCCUGAGCUGGCCGGCUGCCUUCUCAAGUGGGAUCUGUCUUUCUGUCUGCUGAACGCUGCUGGCCAACAGCCCGUGUUUGACAACCUGUGCCCUUCAGCGCUCACGCUCUUGUAAGCUUCUGGAGUAUACGGAGAAGGCAUCUUUCCAUCCCAUCUGCCCGGGGUUCUUCCUGGAUCAUGGCUUCGGUGUGGAAAAGGCUGCAGCGUGUGGGAAAACAUGCCUCCAAGUUCCAGUUUGUGGCAUCGUACCAGGAACUCAUGGUGGAAUGCACCAAAAAAUGGCAGCCUGACAAGUUAGUAGUUGUGUGGACGAGAAGAAGCCGAAGGAAAUCGUCUAAGGCCCACAGCUGGCAGCCUGGAAUUAAAAACCCUUAUCGUGGGGUAGUGGUGUGGCCGGUCCCAGAGAAUGUUGAAAUCACUGUGACUCUCUUCAAGGAUCCUCAUGCAGAAGAGUUUGAAGACAAAGAAUGGACGUUUGUUAUAGAAAAUGAAUCUCUCUCUGGUCGUAGAAAAGCUCUCGCAACAAGCAAUAUUAAUAUGAAGCAGUACGCCAGCCCCAUGCCUACACAGACGGAUGUGAAGUUAAAAUUCAAACCUCUGUCGAAGAAGGUUGUAUCUGCAACUCUACAGUUCUCAUUAUCGUGCAUCUUCCUGAGAGAGGGCAAAGCCACGGAUGAAGAUAUGCAGAGCCUUGCAAGCCUGAUGAGCAUGAAACAAGCCGACAUAGGAAACCUGGAUGAUUUUGAAGAAGACAACGAAGAUGAUGAAGAGAACAGGGUGAACCAGGAGGAAAAAACUGCUAAAAUUACAGAAAUUGUAAACCAAUUGAAUGCCCUGAGCAACUUACACGAAGAUCAGGAUGACUGCGUAAAGCAACCAUAUUUGCCUUCAGCUAAAUCAUCCAGUCCCUGUGAAGAACUUAUAAAUAAGUUAAAUUUUUUGGAUGAAGAGGAGCAAGACUUGAUGAACACAAGCUCGAAUCCCUUCGAAUGUUCCGAUUCAACAGAAUUAAAUCCCUUUGGAGAUCCAGAUGCUGAAGAAGCACCAGUCGAGAAGGAGCAGUUAAAGCCUAAAUCGUUUGAAGAGUACAAUCCGUUUAAGGAAACUGAUCCCACAACUUAUUUAAACCCGUUUGAUGAGCCCGAUCCAGAACCUGAACCCACCAUAGAAGUUAGCAAAGACUCCCCGCCACAGCCAGGAAAGAGGAAAAAUGCCAGACCCGUGGACAUGACCAAAUAUCUCUACGCUGACAAAACCACACAGGACGAGGAUGAGCUCGAUGAAUCAAAUCCAUUUUAUGAACCAAAAGGCAGUCCUGAGAUAAGUCGAAUAAGGGCCAUAAAGGAAUCGGAACAAGAAAAAAAGAUGAAGAGGAAAGCGCCGGCGCCUCCUGUGCCAUCACCAAAGAGAGAAGAGCCAGCAAGUGCACCUUUAGCUGUACCUUCUGGGAAAGACUUGUCCUCUUCUCCCAAGCCAAGUCCAUUACCAAGUCCUACUCUCGGCCGACAAUCCAAUGCAAGCCAGUCACUGCUCGUUUGGUGUAAGGAGGUUACCAAGUCAUACAGAGGAGUUAAAAUUACCAAUUUUACCACAUCGUGGAGGAAUGGCCUGGCUUUUUGUGCUAUAUUACACCACUUCAGGCCAGAUCUGAUUGACUACAAGUCCCUCAAUCCUCAAGAUAUUAAAGAGAACAACAAAAAGGCAUAUGAUGGAUUUGCCAGCAUUGGAAUAUCAAGGUUACUGGAACCGUCGGAUAUGGUUUUGUUGGCUAUCCCAGACAAGCUGACCGUUAUGACUUACCUGUAUCAAAUCCGGGCGCACUUUAGUGGACAGGAGCUUAAUGUGGUUCAGAUUGAAGAGAACAGCAGCAAAAGCACAUAUAAAGUAGGCAGUUAUGAGACCGACACAAACAGCUCCAUAGAUCAAGAGAAGUUCUAUGCAGAGCUUGGUGAACUGAAUCAGGAGUCAGAGUCUGAACUACAGCAGGUCCAAACCACUCUGCCCGAUUUUGUUUCUGAUCAGGAUCCAAAGUCAGUAAAUGACAAUUGUGCCAGGGACAAUGAAAGCAAGAAGAAUCAUAUUGUUGAAUCUCCUAGCGUCGAACAUGACCUUCCAUCACCUAGGACUAAAAGUAACCUAGAAUUGCAAAGCACAAGUAGGACACUGGAAUCUGAGGACCCAAGGAGAUAUGACGGAGCAGACGUCGCUCAAACACAAAUCCAGCCGCAGGUGGCUAAAAGAAAAUUACUUAAAGCUGAUAUUCUAGACCUUAGUGAUUUGACUCGGGUAACAGAAUCUGAAAAAGAAGUUACCUCCAAAGCAACACUAUCUGUGGACGAUCAUUCGCCUAGUAAAUGCGAGCAGGCUAAGCCAGUCCUGUCGAGUCCUGUAGAAUGUAAUAGAUUGGGCAGCGAAACCCAAGAACAUAAAUCUAGUGUUCCCAUAACGUUGAAAGCUGCUGAUUUACAUGAAAAGCCUGGAGAUCUUCAAUACAGGCCUCCUUCUAUACCACAAACUGGGAUAAGUGCGAUUCUGGAUGCAACCAAGUCUUCGGUCAAUCAUGUUGAUCAAACCGCAAAGACCCCUGAGCAGCGAAUGCUCUCCCGACAGGAAGAACUGAAGGAGAGAGCGCGGGUCCUGCUCGAGCAAGCAAGGCGAGACGCAGCGCUGAAAGCAGCCAGCAAGCAACGCAACAGCACAGCCACUUCCACUCGCGCUAAGCAGCUAAGUGAGCAGCAAGAUGAAGAGCGACGCCGGCAGCUGAGAGAGAGAGCACGUCAACUCAUCGCAGAAGCUCGAUCCGGAGUGAAGAUGUCAGAACUUACCAGCUACGAGACGUCUGUAGAGAAGUUGAAAGAAAGGGCAAAGACAUCUGGAGCGGAAGAUGAUUUUAACAGAGCACUUACUAACGAGGAGGUUCCAGAUAACGCCUCCGAGUGUGGUGGCGCUGAACCCACUAAUAUAGACACUGAUCUUGCCGCUGGACAGAACAGCCAUUCCUUGGACCUGAAGUUGAAGAGACUUCUGGAGGCUCAGCCACAGGUGGCACACUCCUUGUCUAGUGCUGCUCAGAGGACAUCCCCUCAAAGCCCCGAUAGGGAGUUCAAGAACGGCACGGAGGAUGCGCCCUCCGAGAGGCUGCAGAAACAUCCUGAGCGCUUCAAAAACCCUGUGGUCUUUAAAGAUUCAACAGUCAGAAAAACACAGCUUCAGUCAUUCAGUCAGUAUGUGGAGACCAGACCAGAGAUGAAAAGGCAGAGAUCAAUGCAAGAGGACACAAAAAGAGGGAAUGAAGGAGCAGUGAUAACCGAAACCCAGAGGAAGCCCUCAGAAGAUGAAGUGCUAAAUAAAGGUUUCAAAGACACCAGUCAGUACGUAGUUGGAGAAUUGGCAGCACUAGAGAACGAGCAGAAUCAAAUUGACACCCGUGCCGCGCUGGUGGAGAAGCGCCUCCGCUAUCUCAUGGACACAGGCCGAAAUGCAGAAGAAGAAGAAGUGAUGAUGCAGGAAUGGUUCAUGCUGGUAAACAAGAAAAACGCUCUUAUCCGGCGGAUGAACCAGCUUUCUCUUCUGGAAAAAGAACAUGACCUAGAGAGACGAUUUGAACUGCUGAACAGAGAGUUACGGGCCAUGCUUGCUAUAGAAGACUGGCAGAAGACUGAAGCACAGAAGAGGAGGGAGCAGCUUUUACUGGAUGAACUGGUUAUACUGGUUAAUAAACGUGAUGCUUUGGUCAGAGAUUUGGAUGCCCAAGAAAAGCAAGCCGAAGAGGAAGAUGAACAUUUAGAAAGAACCUUGGAACAAAACAAAGGCAAGAUGGUCAAGAAAGAAGAGAAAUGCGUUGUCCAAUGACCGCCGAGGAAUGGCGUCUUUCCAUUCCCCGAGUCCCUCUGGACACCUUCGUUUACUAGGUGAUUGGCAGCCAGAGAGAGACGAUAAUUUCAACGUGCAAGAAAUGUCCUGAACAAAUGACACUGUUUCCUUAAAUGUUCUUGUUAGUUUUAUUAUCUGCAUUGUUUUUAACUUAAAAACUACAACUUCAGUGCAAAAGCAGCCUGCACUUUGGAAUGGGAGGUGGUGGAAUUAUUUUUUGCCGCUGUGUUUGUUCCUGGGAUCCCUCAUUCUUAUGGGACAUGCUUUUUACAGACCA